Messenger RNA from Amaranthus tricolor (Joseph's coat), 756 nucleotides. RefSeq lists its product as uncharacterized. The transcript has 4 exons. The record is from RefSeq and is a predicted model, not a curated record. The coding region runs from base 1 to 756 and encodes 251 amino acids. Lineage: Eukaryota; Viridiplantae; Streptophyta; Magnoliopsida; Caryophyllales; Amaranthaceae.
AUGGCGAAGUCGGAUUUUGCAUUUGAAUUUUCUGAUCUAUCCGAAAUGGCCUCUUCUUCUGAUUCACUCCGUGAGUCCCUUAUGUCCAAACUUAUCUCUGAGUUUGCCAUGAAGGAUUUUGGUCCUCUUAAUUAUUUCUUGGGUAUUGCUGUUAAUCGUACUUCUUCGGGCCUCUUUCUCUCCCAACAACGGUAUGCCUCAGAAAUUCUUGAAAAAGCUGGCAUGUCUCAAUGUAAUCCUGUUGCUACUCCUGUUGCUACCUCCGACAAACUUUGUGCUAAUGCUGGUUCUUCUUGUGAAGAUCCUACCUUGUAUCGUAGCCUAGCUGGAGCUUUACAUUAUCGCUCUAAUAUUUCGACUCUUUUGUCCUAUACCGAUGCUGAUUGGGGUGGCUGUCCUGAUACUCGCCGCUCCACUUCUGGUUACUGUGAUUUUCUGGGUGAUAAUCUAAUUUCCUGGUCUGCUAAACGACAACCUACUGUUUCCAAGUCUAGUGCUGAUGCUGAAUAUCGUGGUGUUGCUAAUGUUGUUUCUGAAACUUGCUGGAUUCACAAUUUACUUCUUGAGCUGCACUGUCCUAUUACCACAGCUACUCUUGUCUAUUGUGACAAUAUUAGUGUCGUUUAUUUAGCUGUUUUAGAUAUUAUAGAUGACUUUGAAGUGUUUUCAAAUGAUGAAGCAGACAACAUUGGAUCAAAAGUAGGCAUGAUGGAUAUUAGUGGAGUUUGCGGACAGCGUAUUAGCUUUGAAUGCUGA